AUGGGCACCCAUCUGCCCACUCAUACAGCUGUUGAGCCUGCCAUGACCAUAUUGCCGGCUGUUUCUUCGACCAUUGCCGCCAUGACCGCGUCAAGUACCACGGCCGCACCCGCGUCCGCGUCGGGCUCUCCGCAUGACAGCCCAGAAGGCGAAUGCCAGCUCCUAGGCUCUUUUGCCCUGAUAGUCCAGGCAGCACUGGGAGCCCUGGCUCUCCUGUCGCUGGUGUAUAAGCGGUACAGGGAACGUCCACAGCGACCGCUUAAGAUUUGGUUCUUUGACGUGUCCAAGCAAGUAUUCGGCUCCGUCCUGGUGCACAUUGCCAACAUAUUCAUGUCUAUGCUCACUAGCGGCCGGUUCUCAAUAAAGCUGGAGCCGGGCACCGUACAGGCACGGGCCGACGAGCCUUAUGUGCCUAAUCCCUGCUCAUUCUACCUCCUCAACCUGGGCAUUGACACAACACUGGGCAUUCCCAUUCUCAUUGUCCUCCUCAAAAUCAUCACCGGCCUCGUGGCCUUGACCCCCUUGGGCAAGCCGGCCGAGUCCAUCCAGUCAGGCAACUACGGCAACCCGCCCAGUGCAUGGUGGUGGCUCAAGCAAUCCGUCAUCUACUUCUGCGGCCUCUUCGGCAUGAAAGUCUGCGUCCUCGUCAUCUUCAUCUUCAUGCCGUGGAUCUCCAAAGUCGGCGACUGGGCGCUCUCCUGGACCGAAGGCAACGAAAAGCUCCAGAUAGCCUUCGUCAUGAUGAUCUUCCCGCUCAUCAUGAACGCCCUGCAGUACUACAUCAUCGACUCGUUCAUCAAGAUGAAGGAACCAGAGCACCAACGCCUCCCCUCGGACGACCCAGACCAUGGCAUCCCCACAUACAGCGGCACACAGCUGCGCAGCCAGGCCGAAGGCAGUGACGCGGACGACAGCGACGGUGACGGCAGAUUUGACAGUCGCAGCCGCCCGCUCCGGCCAAGGAACGGCCUCCAGAGCACCGCGGAGGAGGAGUAUAACCCCGACGUGGAUGGGGAUGCGCCCACCGUCAUCGGAAGCAGUUCAAGCAGGGCGAGAUUGGCCCGGACCAAGGUGUCCACCGAGCUGUAUCCCAAGGAAUAG
This is a messenger RNA of Metarhizium album ARSEF 1941, 1101 nucleotides long. Its product is annotated as FK506-binding protein 2 precursor. The transcript is spliced from 2 exons. Bases 1 to 1101 code for a protein of 366 amino acids. NCBI's taxonomy places the organism in Eukaryota, Fungi, Ascomycota, Sordariomycetes, Hypocreales, Clavicipitaceae. Gene Ontology annotation, cellular component: membrane. The record is from RefSeq and is a predicted model, not a curated record.